Saprolegnia parasitica CBS 223.65 is the source of this 3114-nucleotide messenger RNA. RefSeq lists its product as hypothetical. Gene Ontology annotation, cellular component: membrane. Gene Ontology annotation, biological process: calcium ion import across plasma membrane. The record is from RefSeq and is a predicted model, not a curated record. The coding region runs from base 1 to 3114 and encodes 1037 amino acids. The transcript has 5 exons. Lineage: Eukaryota; Oomycota; Saprolegniomycetes; Saprolegniales; Saprolegniaceae. Gene Ontology annotation, molecular function: monoatomic ion channel activity; protein binding.
AUGCGCAUCGCUGCCGCCGAGCCCGAGCCCGACGGCGAGAAUGCAUCGACUGUCGUCCACGUGCUCCACUCGGCGAGAGCGCUCGCGGGCGCAGCGACCCGCAUUCAAGCGUGGUAUCAACUCUUCCGGCGACGAACCUCGUUUGCGGUCGUGCGGGAAAAGUACCUCCAACUGCUCGCAACGAUCGGAGACGACCAUGUCGGCGUCCUGCGCAAGUGGUAUUGCAUCUACCUGCAGUGCCGCCGGCCGCAAGCACGGCGCGCAUCGACUGCCCACGCAGCGUCCUGGGAGGUCGUGUCGGUCGCGACGAUGCGCCGCACGCUGCAGCCGCUACCGCCCAACGCGUCCGAAGAGGUCCUCUAUGCGUUCUUGGAGGCGCUACCGUCACGAUGGCUGGUCGUUGACUGGACGCACCUCGACGACAUGGCCAGACACGGCGGGGAGGAGGAGGACGACGACGACAACGACGACGACGAGAUGCGGCCGCAGGACACGCUGCUCCACAUCGUGGUGCGGCGGUGCAGCAACGUAUCGCGUGCCUGCUUGGAUCUCUUCCAGCACAACGAUAGCACGAGUCUUCAGCACUUGGGUGCGCACGACCAAAGCAUCGUACAUGCCGCCGCCGAAGGCGGGCAUCUGCGGACGCUGCAGGCCCUUCUCGUGGCCGGCGGCGACAUGCGCGCGACCGACAUCGUGGGCGCGACGCCGCUCCACCUCGCUGCUGCCAACGGGCACGUGGCCAUUGUGCAGUACCUCGCCGAGAUGAUGCACAUGCCUUUGGACGUCACGACCCAGAGCGGCGAGACCCCGUUGCAUUUCGCAGCCACGCACAACCACACGUCGGUCGUCGGCUACCUACUGUCGCAAAAGUGCAAUCUGAACGCUGUGACGACGACGCAGUUUUGCUCGUCGCUGCAUUACGCCGCUGCGCGGGGCCACCUCGACGUCGUCAAGCAGCUCGUCAUGGCGCAUGCAGACGUUCUGCCCAACGCCGUGGGCAACACGAUCCUGCACGUCGCCGCGGAAACGAACGACACGGCCAUUUUAGCCUACUUGAGCUCGCUGCCGGCCAUGGUACACUUUGCGACAGCCGCCAACAACCGAGGGUACUCGCCACUGCACGUCGCCGCCGUGCAUGGCGCCAAGGACGCCUACGUGCUGCUGAAUCGCAACCCGUGGCGCAGCAAGCCGCCACUGGGCCUCAUCACCGACUACGAAGGGCUCUUCCCGUUUGCGCUCUUGGUGCAAUCCGACGGCAUCACGACAGAAGAUGCUGUUGGACUCUACCUGCCACGUCACGCAGGCUCGGACGACGUGCCCAUGUGGCAUGCAUGCGUCUUCCAGCAAGUGCUGCACACCGCACCCGACUUUGCGUGGGCCGUCUUGGAUGCCUACGCUAUCGCGGCGACCAACCACGUGGGCGCUCCGGCGCUCACCAUGCCCAAGUUGGACGAGAUGUACGGCGCCGAUAUCGAGUCGUCUCUUCUCGGUAUGGUUCUCGACUGCGUCGAUGACGCAUCCAAGAGCCAUCGGUCCGUGCUGCUGCGGCUAUUGCAACACCCGAUUCCAUCGCGCAUUUUGCGCGUCAAGUGGAAGUCGUUUGGUCGACGCAUCUACUACAUGCAGCUCUUUGGCGCAGCCUUGUUGCUGGCGACGCUAACGAUUGGCAUCGCGAUGGCCCGGCCCGCGCCCCGAACCCCCACGACGUCGGCCAACGCGACGCAGCCGGCCGCGACGUUUUACUUGUCGUUGUUUCUCUGGAUCGAUUUCGUGCUCGUGUCGAUCGCCGGGAUGCUCAUCAGCUACGCGUACGAGCGCGUGCUGCAGUACGUGCGCCACGGCGUGAUUCGGUUCCUGCGCGUGACCAAGGCGGCGGUGACCUCGCCCCGCUUCUUUGCCACGUCGCGGCACUUGGAAACAAAAGGACCCAAGAAAGGCGGGUACGUCCGCCGCCGGCUCAAGGAGCUGCUGCUGCGGCACUGCGUUUCGCCCACGACGCCGUCGACCGCGCUUGUCAACAACGUACUCGCGAUUGGCUUGCUUACGGUCACGACGAGCAUCGCUGGAUGGCUCACGCUCUGCGUGCUCUUUGGCCUCGGCAGCGCCACGGACGCGUCGCCGCGCACGACUUUUCUGUCUCUCAACCUCGCUGUUCAGUGGCUAGCAACGCUGUACAUGCUGGCGUGGGAAGCCCUCGAGUGGUACGGCGCGCCACGUCGGUACGCGACCUCGAUCUGGAACUUUGUCCAGGUCGUUGUGUUCUGCACCUUGUUGCUGCUGCCGUUGAGUGCCGCCUCGGACGAGACGCAUGGCACGCUGCUCGCGCCGCUGGUUUUGCUCUCGUACCUGAACUUCCUCGAGCUCCUUCGCUUUCAUGACUGGACGGGCCCCAUGAUCUCGAUGGUCCACUACAUGCUGCGGGACGUGCGCAAUUUCCUGGUCUUGUACGCGGUGUUCCAAAUGGGCUUGACGUGUGCGUACUAUGCCUUGCUGCAAGGCCAACUCGGCUUCGCAACCUUCUCCGAGGCGUUCGUGUCGACGUACCUCAUCAUGUUUGGGCUCGGGAACGCCGAUGUGAUGCUACGCUCAGCGCCCUAUCCCCAGCAGUAUGUGCUCACGGUGUGCUUCAUGCUCCAUUUUCUUGUGGUGGUCAUUGUGCUACUCAACGCACUCAUUGCGACCAUGACCAAAUCCACGGACGCCAUCUUGGAUCAGGUCCAGGACCAAGUCGCUUGCAACCGCGCCCGCACGAUUCUUCGCGCCGAAGUCACGGUGCCCCAUCGCAUUCGCACGUCGCUCUGGAACCGACUGAAAGCGCGCGUGACGAAGCGCGGCGACUCGUACUUGUUCAAGCCAACGACCGUGCCCAAAACCGCGGUCGAAGCGACCGAAGACCCAGGCAACAAGGACGACAGCGCGGCCAUGCAAGCGCUGGAAACCCGCCUCGUGCAAUGCGUCGACACGAUCGAGAGCCUCCGACGCGCGCAAGAGGACAUGGAAGCUCGCCUUCUCGCCGAGUCGGCCAAGACCCAAGACGCCCUCGCUGCGCUCACAGCGCUCCUUGCCCAACCACGUGCUCGAAAACUCAAGCUCACGGAUGUCGAAGCGCGGUAG